AUGUCAUUGAACAAGGUGAUCCCGGAGGCGGGUAUCAGUCGCUUUCACUGCGAGAUCACGCAGCUUGGUGCAGCGGGCCACUUUCAGAUCUUCCCCGGUCUCAUGGUGAAGCUUGGGGAGACCGAGAUGCAGGUCCUGGCGCAAAGCUCCGCCGAGCCGUCGCUCACGGUGCUCUUCACGGAAGGCCCCUUGGCCGGCCACAAGGUGACGAUCCCGCCGGGCGGCAUCACCAUUGGCCGGGUGGCCGACAACUCCUUGGUGCUGGUACAAGACGGUUGUACGGUCUAUGGUCAUUUCUACGAAGAUGAUAUCGCAUAUCGAUGCGCGAACCACAUCGGGCACGGUGAGCGCACACCAUGCGAUGAUCUUCCUGGAGCAGGGUAG
This is a messenger RNA of Durusdinium trenchii, 384 nucleotides long. The record is from the annotation of a GenBank genome assembly. Lineage: Eukaryota; Dinophyceae; Suessiales; Symbiodiniaceae.